UGUUCUGACUUACGCAUGGUCCACGUAUCUGAACAGGAAACAAGAAAUAUGUCCAAACAACUGCACUGGACAAGGGAGACUUAUUUCAGGUGAUAUCUUUAUUUUUUAUUGGCAGUCGUUGACACGCACUCUAUCUGUACUAUAUUCUUCGGACGUCAUCUUUCCCGCGAAGACAAUUCCCGGAGAAGAGGUUCAAGCAGGGGGUCACGAUGGCACAGAAAGUCCUGGUGACUGGGGGAGGAGGCUAUAUCGGCAGCCACUGUGUGGUGGAACUGAUUGAGGCAGGAUUCUGCCCUGUGGUCAUAGAUAACUUCAGCAAUGCCGUCCAAGGAGGAGAAAGGGAUGUCCCUGAGAGCCUGCAGAGGAUAGAGAAAAUACUGGACACCAGCAUUGAGUUCUAUGAGCUGGACCUGCUGGACCGCCCAGGCCUGGAGAAGCUCUUCAAACAGCAUUCAUUCAGUGCUGUAAUGCACUUUGCUGGUCUAAAAGCGGUGGGUGAGUCCGUUGAGCAGCCAUUGAGGUACUAUCAGGUCAACCUCACUGCAACCAUGAACUUGCUUGAGGUGAUGCAGACUCAUGGCGUGCGCAAUCUGGUCUUCAGCAGCUCAGCCACGGUGUAUGGAGACCCCCAGCGGCUUCCCAUAGACGAACAGCACCCUGUUGGGGGGUGCACCAACCCCUACGGCAAGACCAAGUUCUUCAUAGAGGAGAUGAUUAUUGACCAGUGUAAGGCAGAGAAGGACUGGAACGCGGUGCUGCUGCGCUAUUUCAACCCGAUCGGGGCUCACUCCUCUGGGCUCAUCGGAGAAGACCCUCAGGGCAUCCCCAACAACCUGCUGCCUUAUGUCGCCCAGGUGGCCAUUGGGAGAAGAAAACACCUCAAUGUGUUUGGGAAUGACUACGAUACUAUUGAUGGAACAGGAGUGCGAGAUUACAUCCAUGUUGUGGAUUUGGCCAAAGGACACAUAGCUGCCCUCAAGAAACUGAAGGACAAUUGUGGAUGCAAGGUGUAUAAUUUAGGAACAGGAACCGGUUACUCUGUGCUCCAGAUGGUGAAGGCUAUGGAGAAGGCCUCAGGGAAGGAAAUCAUGUACCUGAUCGCCCCUCGGCGAGGAGGAGAUGUAGCAUCCUGCUAUGCUGACCCCCUUCUGGCUGAGAAAGAGCUGGGCUGGAAAGCUGACUUCGACCUGGAGAGAAUGUGUGAGGACCUGUGGCGCUGGCAGUCCAAAAACCCAACCGGAUUCACUAAUAACAGCCCGUCUUCAAUAUGAUGUCACUCAAUGCUCAUCUUCUUCACGUACUCCUAUGUUACUGGGCCAAAGCAAAUCAUAAAGUUCUUCAUUUUUCUUUCGCGUACACACAUGAAGAGACCUCAAGACAAAAUGAAUGAUUUAUAUUUCAUAAUGACUUAAUAUUAUGUUGUUGAUUCCAUACAGGUACUUCUCUAAUGCUUAGGUGAAAAAUACCAUGUCUUAUCUCUGUCUUGUCAUUUGUAUGUAUUGUCAUAGACAUUUUCUCUAAUGAUAUAAUAGCUGAGUCAAUAGCCAUAAAAAUGGGGAAAUAAAUACAAUUUCUAAACAAAGAAAAUA
Molecule: messenger RNA, 1589 nt
Organism: Oncorhynchus tshawytscha (Chinook salmon)
Lineage: Eukaryota; Metazoa; Chordata; Actinopteri; Salmoniformes; Salmonidae
Product: UDP-glucose 4-epimerase
Exons: 11
Coding region: 210-1271 (353 amino acids)
Biological process (GO): beta-D-galactose catabolic process via UDP-galactose, Leloir pathway
Cellular component (GO): cytosol
Molecular function (GO): UDP-glucose 4-epimerase activity
Source: RefSeq, a predicted model, not a curated record